Molecule: messenger RNA, 3616 nt
Organism: Neomonachus schauinslandi (Hawaiian monk seal)
Lineage: Eukaryota; Metazoa; Chordata; Mammalia; Carnivora; Phocidae
Gene: STARD5
Product: StAR related lipid transfer domain containing 5
Exons: 6
Coding region: 61-702 (213 amino acids)
Molecular function (GO): lipid binding
Source: RefSeq, a predicted model, not a curated record
CAGCCUCCGCCGCGGCGCACCCGGGCCCGGACCCCGCAGCCGCGUGCAACCCUUGGCGCGAUGGACCCGGCGCUGGCCGCGCAGAUGAGCGAGGAGGUGGCGGAGAAGGUGCUCAAGUACCGACGGGACGAGUCAGGAUGGAAGAUUUGCCGGGAAGGCAAUGGAGUUUCAGUUUCCUGGAGGCCAUCUAUGGAGUUUCCAGGGAACCUGUACCGGGGAGAAGGCAUCGUAAACGCGACACCAGAGAAGGUGUGGGGCUGCAUCAAGCCACUUGCUGGGACCCUUCGAGACAAGUGGGAUGAGAACGUGAGCAGCUUUGAAAUUAUCGAAAGCCUCACUGAUAUGCUCUGCGUGAGCAGAACCGCCAGCUCCUCGGCUGCCAUGAAGCUCAUUUCCCCCAGAGACUUCGUGGACUUGGUGCUCGUCAAGAAGUACGAGGAUGGGACCCUCAGUUCCAAUGCUAUCAACGUGGAGCACCCAUCGUGUCCCCCGAAGCCAGGUUAUGUGAGGGGCUUUAACCACCCUUGUGGCUGCUUCUGCGAGCCUCUGCCAGGGGAGCCCGACAAGACCAACCUGGUCACGUUCUUCCAGACCGACCUCAGCGGCUACCUCCCGCGGAGCGUGGUGGACUCCUUCUUCCCCCGCAGCAUGGCGGGGUUCUACGCCAACCUGGAGAAAGCCGUGAGGACCCUGUACGACUGACGUUCUCACCUGCGGGCCGAGGGCUCCCGUGACUCAUGCAGAGCUCCCGAUGGCGGGGUACCGGAGAGCCCCGAGGGCCGGUUUUCAGCCUUUGGGACCCACUUGGGGACAGCUCGUCUCCGAGAAGCUGGCCGGAGUGGCCCCCGCCGCCCCGCUCCCCUGCCCCUUCGGGGCCGGCUUGGGGGAGUCGCUCCUGUGCCCUCUCUGCUGGUUGUCCCCACACCUGCAGCCAGUGGACCCCAGGGCACGCGCUCUGGUCUGAAGCCUGCGUGUGCCAGUCUCCGCCACAGACCGCCUGCCCCCCACCCUGCCCCGUCUGCCAGAAAGAACCCCCAUCGACACCGAGAGCCAGGCUCUGCUGCCUCGUGAGUAUCCGGUGCCCUCCAGCCUGAUAACACUGCACCAGAUUUCCCCCCUUAAAAAGAUAACGGCUUGGAAAAUACUGUUUUAACAAAUGAGAUAAGCGCCGAGGAAAAAUACAUCCAGUGUUUCUUUCUGAAUCGGUCGUUUCCGCUCUCUGCUGCUGCGCUAACUGCCGUGUCCCCAGCGAACCCAGGCAGCCUGCAUCUGCGCCAAGCCGACUGCCGCCUUGGGGCGGGUAGUGUCUGGAAUGAUGGUGAGCGGGGCAGGCCUCUCCUGCCUCUGAGGAGCGCCUUCUCUCCCUCGGCGUUCGCCUUCUCCUCCCCGCUGUCUGGAGGCCGGGCUGGAGUCCCCACUCCGGGUUCUGCUCUGAGACCGCACGGCCCGCACCAGCCUGGUCCAGAGUGUGGGUCGUCGGACCGGGGAGCACGGCCUUGCCACCUGGAAGGGGCCUCGGCAGUCACACGAGGUCCCUUCCCUGUCUCCGGUCGGGACCGCUCAGCCUGCGGGUGAGGGACACCCCCGUGUCUGGCCACAGUGUUCUCGUGUCGAUAGUGAGGACAAGUGGAAGACAGCCCCCUUGUGCGCAGUAGCUUAUUCCCCACCCUCGAGUCCUGGGGUGUCUGUCUCCGAAUGUGCCGACGUGCGAGCAAACUUUGAAACAGGAAAGCUCCGUGUCAAGGGCUUAGAGAGAGCCGCCUUCUUAUGGGUUGUGAUGUGACUACAGACCCCACAGUCAUGCCGUUGGGAUGAUCCAGCUAACUUACCAAGAAAUCUUCAUCAGACUCUUGGAUUUAUUUAGAUUUCAUUCCUUCAGUAAGUACGUAGCAGGUCCUUACUCUGCUGGGCACCAGCUCAGGAGACCCCGGAAGCCGCCAUGCCGCCGUGUCGAGCAGGGUGGAAGGCCAGCCCCCCGAGGACCUGGGUCACGGGCUCCAUCGGGUGCAACUGUGCGCUGGACUAGGAGUCUGAAAACAUGCACCUGGUCCGGCGCCUACCACGCACUCGGAAUUUCUGUUCCUGAACAGUGCUUUCACCUGCCCCUGCUUCGACGUCCUGACUUUAUAGGACAAUGUGGGGACGUGAAUAGCAAUCCGGACAUAGCCUGCUGCUUGAGUCCGUGCAGAUGAAAUGAUGUAUGGUCUGGUAAGACACGGCUCAAAGCAAAGCACCGGGCAGCCUGGGAGAGGCCCUGGGGAGGGUGCGUGUCCAUGGGGUGCAAGUGGGUCCCUGGCGGUGUUUGGGGAUGACCGGAAACCGCUUGCCGAGGCGCUGUUCUGUGCCUCUCCUCCGCUCUGAAGACGUUGGCCAGGGACAGCCGAAUGUCCCAUGUAAAUCCAGCACCACGAAGUGCUAAUGGAUGAGCUCUCGUGUUAAGACCCUGCUGGCUCCUGGACUGAGGAUCCCCACCCCCCCACCCCAGCCCCUGAGCCUGCAGACCGGAAACUUGACCCGUGGUGGCGUCCUGAGUGGGGGAGAGGGGGACCUUCUGAAGCGGGAGGAGGGGCUGGGGGGACUGUGGACUCGCUCCUAGCUGUGCCCUAGUCCUGAGACAAGCCUGCCCAGACGUGCAGGACGCCUUCUCUGUGUCCCUGGCCCAUGGCCCACCCUGUGCUUCUGUGUGUAACUGGCUCCCAGGGCUGACGGACGGCCCCUCCCCCUUCCCUGGGCUGGACCACAGGCCUGACCUGGCUGCUUGCCCGGCAGUUGCCCAGUUGUCUCUGCGAGGUGGCGGGGGGCUGGGUGUACCUCUGAGUCUGCGUGGCCUCAUCGGCCAGCCCAGGGCAGGACAGGUAGGAUCCUGUGGAGUGCAUGUGGAACUCAGUCAGCCUUCCAGGGCUGGAUCGCGGCGAUCGUCGGUGUUCAUUAAACCUGAAGAACCGGUCCACACGGUGUCUCAGAGUCCUUGUCUGUGUGUAGGGCUUGACAAAAUUCAGAAGGGAUGCACAAGGCAGGAAGCAGGACGCGACUACUGUAAGCCCGCUGCUUCCCGGGAUGAAUGGGUCAGCGAGCUGAUGCCCACUGCGGUGACAUCACACACAACGUUUGCGUGAAGAGGGGCCCCCGGUGGGUUUUCUACGAGUUCACUGCCAGGAAACAGUCUUUGCUUCCUGUGGACCCUGGAGAAGCCACCAGAUUCCACUGACAUGGCCCCAGCGCUCCUGGCCUGGGCAUAACUCAUUUGCAUGUUGCCUCCAGUUUCCACCGUGAUCACGGGGCUGGGACAGGGCUGGGACGUUGCCCGGGGUCUGUUGCUGCUAAUACGCCCCUUUGUCCUGAGUGUGGCCGCCAGGCAUUAAGAGUUGAACAAACCAAAUACCCCUUUGGUCAGGCACUGUUCCGUCUGUACCAGAUCCCAGAAAAGCAGGACUUAACCUCUGCUCCGUCAUCCACCAGCUCGGAUGGGUCACCUGCUGUCUCCCGGUCUUGAUGCCCUCAUCAGUAUGUAGGUACCACUGUGAUUAUUAAAGACCAUGUCCAGGGGCGCGUGGGUGGCUCAGUCGUUAAGCGUCUGCCUUCGGCUCAGGUCAUGAUCCCAGGGUCCUGGGAUCGA